AGAAUCCGCCAGCUCCUGUCUCCUCCGCAUAAAUUCGGGGGAAAAAAAGCGGAACUUUUUCUCUUUUUAGUCAUCAAUCACAUUUGUAAUGUGAUGUUUCUUAUUUGUGUCAUCAUCUAUCAUCAUCAAAUGAUAUUCGAUUAAAUGUCUCAAUUUUUUCUGGAGAGACGCACAACAUAAGAAGCGCUUGAGCCAAAAAUGCAGUGCAGGGGCGAGGCGAGGCAGAAUUUGAAUUAGGAGAGGGGAGUGGACUUUAACAGAAUCGACAAAUUGGAAACUAUUUGGAGGUUGUUGCAGAAGUUUAACGCGAUACUCGAAGAGUUGCACGGGAAGAAAGCAUCAUGUCUGUCUCGCAGCUUCUCUUGCUACUACUUGCGCUUCCCUUGGCAACUUGUUUGAUGUGUUAUACAUGUGUAUUUCCUGCCAUUUCUCCUCUGGAUUGCCUAAAGUUUCCCGGGCCUUGCAGGGAUGGCCAUCGCUGCCUGUCCAGCGUUGCAACGGCAAAACGAGGUGCACUUGAAAUAACGUUCUAUGAGAAAAGCUGCGCCGAUCCUUCCCAGUGUGGUGUGCACGGGCAGAAAUACAGCAGUGGCCUUUAUUUCAACUACACCAACGUGUGCUGCAAUACAGACCUGUGUAACGGGGCGUCAGUACUCGGUUCCACCAAGUGGGGAGGUGCCGCAAUCUGCCUGCUACCUGCGCUCAAACUUCUGCAGGCCUGAAAACUCCGACGCUGCUUACGUUGUGGUAUGCUCAUGACUGGAAAAGAAAAAGGAUAGCCUACAUUACAUUCAUAGUCCAGUAGGUCUUAAAUUCGGGACUAUGAAUAGGGAAAAAGCAGAAAAGAUUUUUCCAGUUCUCAUCUCCAUGAACAUGCAAAAAAUUAAUCCAACAGCAUGCAGAGAGUCAGACACUACUUAUUUCUGAAGAAAACUUUAUUGGGCUUAUUUUUAAAGAAAUGCACAAAUGAAAUGUGGCCUUGGAAAUACAAAAGUCAACUUGGAAUGUCAGCUAAUUAUCUAACACACAAAAAAAGUCAACAAAAGUAAUACUAAAAAUAGCAAGGAGCUAAAUAGGUGUCAUCAAAAUAACAUGCAAUAUAUUAAGAAACAAAGAGUUAAGUCAAAUAUUGAUGAGUUAGGUCCCUGAAAUGUCAUUUUUCUCUACAGUACAUUAAGAAAUCUAAAAUGACAUCCUGAAAAUAUUAUAAGACACUGUCCCUUUAAUUGAUUCAUGUCGGAAACAGUUCAGUCAACUAAAACAAACCCAAAAAUCUUUUCACUUUGGGAAGGUGGACCUCUCCAAUUUAAGUUGUGAAGCAAAACAGGCAAAUAUGUCAAAAACAGCGUAGAAAAAAAAAAGAGUUCUGAUUCUUAAAUUGCACUUGUGUGGUUUGAAGUCACUUUUCAGAUGAUUUAAAAUGUUCCUUUCCAUCAGUGGGCUUGACAGACAGCAUUGUUCACGAGCUAUUUUCUGUAAGUGCACAUUUCUUCAAGCUUAUCAUCUUCCUUCCAAGCAGUCGGAAACUACCCGCUAUUUUUAUAGUUGCGACAUUGCCAACUCAUGUGACACAAAAUAUUUCAGGACAUUGCUAACUGGUAAACUCAAUUCACACAAAGAAGUUUUUAGGGCACAUUAAAAAUGAACAAGAUUUGAAGAAAAAUGAUUUCAUAUUUAUAGCCUACUCUGCUAAAAUGAGAAAUUUUUAAUUAGUUCCUGAUUAAAACAACCACAAUGCAGCAGCCAUCGUUGCGUUGUACCGACACCGUGAAAGAAGGCUGGUGUCGGUACUGGCCCAUCCCGAGUGUGAACCGUUCAAUGCGAUUGCCAAAUACUUUGGUUCAUGCUGGUGUGCAUAUAUUUUACGAAAUAAAAGAUUGACACUUAAGCUGAA
This is a messenger RNA of Syngnathus typhle (broad-nosed pipefish), 1894 nucleotides long. RefSeq names its product ly6 domain containing, pigment cell (gene lypc). The transcript is spliced from 3 exons. The record is from RefSeq and is a predicted model, not a curated record. Lineage: Eukaryota; Metazoa; Chordata; Actinopteri; Syngnathiformes; Syngnathidae. Bases 342 to 722 code for a protein of 126 amino acids.